AUGGAUGAGUAUUUCAUGGGUCUUAUGUUCAAAAGCUCGAGCACCUUGGGUUCGCUCGUGCUCCUCUUGUCGCUCCUGAGCUGUCCCAGCAGCCAUGCCAUCCAGCUGGAGCCGAUCGGCAUCUACAACAACCUCGCCAACGCCGGUGCCGCUGUGGGGAGCGAGGAGUGCGCUCUGAUCCUCGACGGAGCCGGACGGAGCAGCCUCUACGACUACGCCUACAAUCUCCUCCGCGGCGGUGCCUACCCAACGAGCGUCGGCGGCCAGACUUGCAUCACCUACGACGCCGUCAAUCGAGCUUUCGUCGAAGCCUCCAAGCGAGUCCACGUGACCAAGCCGAAAAACGAGCAAUGGAAGCCCGAGUACCUCGCCAGCGUCGGCGAGCUGCUCCUCGACAUUUCCACGACCCUCGCGCAUACGUACGGUUUGACGGUAGAGCAGGUGGAGAAGAGCUUGCCGCUGCUCGACACCUCGAAGACGCUCGUGCGCGACGUGUGCCCGGCUUUCAUGAGCAACGUCGAGUGCCGGCCCGGCAAGUACCGGCGCUUCGACGGCCUCUGCACCAACUUGGAAAAUCCAAACUGGGGCGCGAGCAUGUCGCCCUUUGUCAGGUUGAUGACUCCCCGCUUCUCGGACGGCAUGAACGCACCGAGGGUAAGCGUGACCGGCCGAGACUUGCCGCUCUCGCGCGUCGUCUCGCGCACCAUACAUCCUGACGAAGGCUUCCACGACCACGCGGGCACGAUCAUGGUGAUCGCCUGGGGCCAGUUCAUGGAUCACGAUUACACGCUGACCGCGACACCUCUUGACCCAAUGAAUCGCAACGACCCGGAAGAGUGCUGCAACCGUCCCCCGGAGCACAAGAACCCCUACUGCAACGAGAUACUCAUCCCCGAAGACGACUACUUCUACCGACUCUUCAAAGUGCGCUGCAUGGACUUUGUGCGCGCCUUCCCCGCGGUCAGGCCGGGCUGCCGUCUCGGUAGCCGCGUGCCCUUCAACCUCCUCACCGGCGUCCUCGACGGCAACACCAUCUACGGGAUCAGCGACGAGUUUGCCAGCAAACUGCGAACCGGUUACGCCGGGCUGCUGCGCAUGAAUCCCGUGUUCGAGGAGUACGGCCUGAAGGACCUGCUCCCCCUGAAGCUCGACAUACCCGACGAGGGCUGCACCCGGCCCAACCGCUCCAUGUACUGUUUCGAGGCUGGUGAGAUCAGAGUGAACGAGCAGCUGGUGCUCACGUGCAUGCACACCCUGAUGGCGCGGGAGCACAACAGGGUCGCCAAGGGCCUCGCUGAGGUCAAUCCCCACUGGGACGACGAGACGCUCUUCCAGGAGGCCAGGCGCAUCGUCAUCGCCGAGAUCCAGCACGUCACCUACAACGAGUUCCUACCCAUGCUCCUCGGCAAGAGCACCAUGGAGAAGUUUGGCCUCGUUUUGGAGAAGGAAGGCUACUGGGACGGCUACGACUCGAACGUGAACCCCGGGGUGAUAGACGCCUUCGCGUCGGCGGCCUUCAGGUUCGGCCACUCGCUGCUGCCGACGGCCAUCGAGCGCUGGAGCAAAGCUCACAAGUUCAUCGCUGCGAAGCGAUUGUCCGACCUGAUCAGGCGGCCGUUCGACUUGUACAGAGCCGGUGUGUUCGACGAGUACUUCAUGGGCCUGAUGAACCAAGUUGCCCAAGCUAUGGACGACUCGAUCACGCAAGAGGUGACCAAUCACCUUUUCAAGAAAGUGGGCGCCAAGUUCGGUAUGGAUCUGGUCUCGUUCAAUAUGCAGCGGGGCCGCGAGUUCGGCAUUCCCGGAUACAUGGAAUUCAGGAAAUUUUGCGGACUACCCUGGGCCGACACCUUCGACGAGCUCUUGGGCUCCAUGCCCAACGAAACUGUGCGCCGGUACUCCACUAUUUUUGAACACCCAGCUGACGUGGAUCUGUGGUCGGGCGGAGUUUCCGAGAGACCCUUGCCGGACAGCAUGCUCGGGCCAACCUUUGCCUGCAUCAUCGCCACCCAGUUUAGCAAUUCCAGGCGAGGCGAUCGAUUCUGGUACGAACUUCCCAACCAGCCGUCGUCGUUCACUCCUGAACAAUUGCGAGAGUUGAAAAAAGCCAGAUUGGCCAGAAUCAUCUGCGACAACACCGAUUUGAUCGACUCGUUGCAGCUAUAUCCCAUGGUUUUGCCCGAUUACGAAGUCAAUCCACGAGUGCCAUGUAAAGCUGGGAUCCUCCCGAGAAUAGAUUUCAGUAAAUGGGCGGAGUUUCCCGAGGCGGCUUACGCGCAACAAUACGUGAACGACUUUGUGGGGCAGUAUGGUCAAUUCGUGAAAUGA
Copidosoma floridanum is the source of this 2328-nucleotide messenger RNA. RefSeq names its product peroxidase homolog (gene cysu). The record is from RefSeq and is a predicted model, not a curated record. NCBI's taxonomy places the organism in Eukaryota, Metazoa, Arthropoda, Insecta, Hymenoptera, Encyrtidae. Gene Ontology annotation, molecular function: peroxidase activity; heme binding. Gene Ontology annotation, biological process: response to oxidative stress.